AAGUCAUAGCUUCCAGGCAGGACCAUCGUAACGCUUCCUAGAUCUAUUUUCAUGCUUGUAGUCCCGUGUCCAUUUGUUAUAAAUGACUCAAAUGUGGCCCUUCAUCCUCGCCAUGUCAACUCCUGUGCAUUUCAUCUCCACGUUACAGGUGCUAUCAAAUCUGGCACUUAUUAUCUUAUCUUCGAAUAUCGCUGCAAUAUAGUACUACUUGCACAAAUAGUCAUAUACUAAAACCAACAUGGGACAAUACGCGGAGGGAAGUGUAUGGUUUUAUGCUCCCAACAAUGUAGCGCCCAUCGUGUUCAUGAUCCUGUUCCUAUUUUCAGGAUGUCUGCAUACGUGGCAGACCAUCAAGUACAAGUCAUGGCGAACCACCGGUUUGCUGCCGUGGGCUGCGGUCCUCAUGAUAACUGGCUUCUUGACCCGCGAGCUUGGAGCAUACGACUAUGAAAAACUCGAAUACGUGAUAGCAAGCACAGUCUUGAUCCUUUCAGGGCCUCCUGUUUACGCCUUGAUCAACUACUUCAUUCUCUCCCGGAUACUCUACUACAUGCCGUACUUGUCGCCCAUGCAUCCAGGCCGUGUAGUCACGACCUUUGCGGGACUGGACGUCAUUGUCGAGAUCAUGCUGGCUCAAGGAGCAUGGCGAUCAGUUCAUAGCGGCAUAAGCGAGAGCGAAAGGCAGGCAGGAGAAGAUCUUGUCCGAGCCUCCUUGCUGCUACAAGUGGUGCUCUUCCUCGUGUUCAUGUGCCUAGUCGCAUACGUUCACUUCAAAGCAGCACGGGCCUCUCUGCUCAGCGGGCGCAUUCGCACGGUCAUAUACGUUCUCUACGUCAGUUCUGCUAUCGUCACUAUACGAUGCAUCUACCGCAUUGUCGAAUACUUUCAGGGAUGGGAAGGGACUCUCUUUCAAAACGAGCCAUACUUCUGGGUGUUUGAAGCCUCAAUCAUGUUCAUCAACACCGUCUUGUUGAAUGUAUGGUUCCCUGGCAAGAGGCUUCCACGAUCGAACUCGUGCUUCCUAGCACGUGACGGUGUCACUCAAAUGCGUGGCCCUGGCUGGUCAGAUGAUCGACCAUGGCUAAUAAACAUGUUCGACCCUCUCGAUAUAUACGGUCUCGUCACCGGACGGAAACAUCUGGCGUUCUGGCACAUGACGCAGGAAGAGCUCGACGUUCUGCGCGCGCAGAAGAAGGCGAAUAAACGACCGUGGUAUGCUCUCGUAUUCGAUCCCCUGCAUCUAUGGGGCCCUAGAGGCUACAUCGGAAAGCGUUUUUCGAAGGGACAAGCGUAUAGGGGGACUUCAGACCGAGAGGCGCCGACGUCAAGCAUUCCUCGCACUUUGAAGGAGUUCGAGCGUACGGACGUCUAGACAAAAUAGUCGUCUUAAGGUUCGCUCAAGAGCCUCAGUGUACUAUCAGGCAUCUUUAUGUGACGGUUAUCUUCUCUCGACCAGUCAUAUUUGGCCGAUACCACAGUUUCCAAGGCCAUUAAACACCUAAUCUCUUUCAGCGCAGAACACUGUUAAUUCCUCAUCUACAUACUGUC
Pseudovirgaria hyperparasitica is the source of this 1548-nucleotide messenger RNA. RefSeq lists its product as uncharacterized. The transcript has 4 exons. The record is from RefSeq and is a predicted model, not a curated record. Lineage: Eukaryota; Fungi; Ascomycota; Dothideomycetes; Acrospermales; Acrospermaceae. Bases 239 to 1372 code for a protein of 377 amino acids. Gene Ontology annotation, cellular component: membrane.